Molecule: messenger RNA, 2830 nt
Organism: Carassius gibelio (silver crucian carp)
Lineage: Eukaryota; Metazoa; Chordata; Actinopteri; Cypriniformes; Cyprinidae
Product: chymotrypsin-like protease CTRL-1
Exons: 6
Coding region: 57-1010 (317 amino acids)
Biological process (GO): proteolysis
Molecular function (GO): serine-type endopeptidase activity
Source: RefSeq, a predicted model, not a curated record
CUCAUCAGAAAGCUGACAGUCAAGAAACAGUCAGAUCACUGAGCAGUACAAUCAUCAUGAAGUUCAACAGCGCUUUGAGUGCUGCUGCAGUCACACUUCUCUACAUAACAGGUUCGCUCUGCCAGUUAGAUGUAUGUGGUCGAGCUCCUCUCAAUAACAGGAUUGUUGGAGGAGAGAAUGCGACGGCAGGUUCUUGGCCGUGGCAGGUCAGCAUUCAUCUCUCCUAUAUGGGCAUGGACUUAGGCCAUUUCUGUGGUGGGACUCUCAUCAAUAAAGACUGGGUGUUAACUGCAGCGCACUGCUUCCAGUGGUUCAAUGCAUCUUACAUUGUGAUGUACUUCGGUCGUCUGAGUCAAUCUGGCUCAAACCCUUAUGAGACAAACAGGACAGCAAGUCGAAACAUCAACCAUCCUAACUUUAACAUUUCUAAUGUUGACAAUGAUGUAGCCCUGGUCCAGCUCUCCUCCUCUGUGACUUUCUCUGAUUACAUUAAGCCGGUCUGUCUGGCAGCGGCUGGGAGUGUGUUUGGUGGAGGGACGGAGAGCUGGGUCACUGGAUGGGGUUAUCUGCAACCUAAUAGGACUCAGCUUCCUGACACACUGCAGCAGGUGAUGAUACCAGUUGUGAAUAACAGUGCCUGUGCUAGUGUUUAUGGAGGGGUCAACAUAAGCAUCACAAGCAAUAUGAUUUGUGCUGGAUUGUUAAAUCAGGGAGGAAAAGGUGCAUGUCAGGGAGACUCUGGAGGUCCAAUGGCCAGCAAGAAAAGUUCCCUGUGGAUUCAGUCUGGCGUUGUAAGUUUUGGCAUGGAAUGUGCUGACCCCAAAUUUCCCACUGUGUUCGCCAGAGUCUCUCCGUUUCAGGACUGGAUCACGUCUUACACGGGCAGCAACCCGCCUGGAUUUGUCCUAUUCAGUGCAGCCUCCAACUUCAGAAGUGUUCCCAGCCUCCUCUUAUUCCCCCUUUCUCUCACAGUCUCCCUCAUUCCUUUCUCCCUCUUUCUCGCUUCCUAAAGUGAGUGAUUGAACAGUAAUUCUCAGGUUUGUUUGAUGAAGAGGACAGUUGUGCUGUAAAUGCUCUCAUGGUCCUGGAGAAAAGCAAGACACAUUGAGAAUAUUCUGCAUGUAACUUUAUUUGAAGGCAGUAAUUGUGUAGUUGGUGAUUCUGUAGUUACAGUAGCUGAUGCAUGUGAGCUAUUGCUAGCUAACUAUUAAUUGCAAGAGAUUUACUUUUCACGGUGAAGGUAUUUGAUCAUAAUAAUAAAUAAAUAUUUUGAUCAUAAUAAUGAUCAAUGAUCAGGAUUUAGAUUAUCAUUAAAAAACCUUUUUAAUUUGGUUAUUUUACUUUAAUUGUACAUCUUUUGUUUGGUAGCUGUCAUUCUUUUUCUUUCUUUUUUUGACAAUUAUUUUACAGUGUGGAGAAAAUCAUGUUGAUAUUUACAUGCAUCCAUUUGAAUCAUGUAUCAAGCAAAAUACACAAGAUAGUACUGAUUUGGGAAUUGACUCUCACUGUUUCUCUCUCUUCAUACUGUCUUAAUAUUUUUGUAUAAAGCUUGAAGCAUUUUUCCCCCCAAGAUUUUUUGAAUUUGAAUAAAAAUUUUACAAGUUAAAAAAUAAAGGUUUCAAAGUUAAUAUAUAUAUAUAUUGUAACAUUAUAAAAGUAUUUACAGUGUCUUUUUAUCAGCUUGAUGCAUUUUUGCUGAAUAAGCAUUAAUGUAUUCAAAUGUAAUAAUGUACACAAAAACAUUGUGCAGCACAAAUCUGUUUUCAACAUUGAUAAUAAUCAGAAAUGUUUCUUGAGCAGUAAAUCAUAUUAUUAUGAUGAUCAUGUCACACUGAAGUCUGGAGUAAUGAUGCUGAAAAUACAGCUGCACAUCACAGGAAUCAUUUUUUUACAACAAAUUUACAUAGAAAAUAGUUUUUUUUUCAUAGGUCUUUAAUUGAGGUGGAAUGCGGGUGGAUGACAUCACUCGGUUGAAAAAGAAGAUGCAAAAAAAGCCAUCCCCUUUGGAUGUAUAAUGUGUAUUAUGUAAAACUUAUCAUGCAAAUUAAAUGUUAAAAUGAUCUACUUAAGAUAAUUCACGAAUAACAGUGAUUAGCCAAUCAGAACUGGGUUCUGUAACAAGCUUCACACAAGCGUAAGCAAGUUUUCAUCAUUUUUCACACAAAAUGUUUCAAACGCAACUUUUGAAUUGCUUUAAAAAGAAGACAAAAGAAAAGGUGUGGUUUUUCCUUGAUAAGAUUGUAAAAACUUUCCGCUGACAUGAUGUUAUUGUGCUGUAUGUGUAACUGUGAGGGACUGAGAGAUGAUAGGAGAGCUGAAAUCACUGGAUCACUUGAAACAUCAAACAAAAAUACGUCUUGAGAGUCCAAAAGCAGAGUCCAGAAGCCUACUACAAUACAGGUAAAAAUAGUCUCAUAAUUCAAGCAAUUAACAAAAAAAUACCCAUAUAUGAGUUUAUAUGUUUUUAUAAUUAUUGCACAAGCAAUGUACAUUUCUGAAUAUCAGUAGGCCUACAUGCGAGAACAUGUGCUAUUAAUUUUAUACAGCAGUGCAUAUGAUGUUUCGUUCAAUGAAUGAAUCAGUUUUUGAACAAAUCAAGUGAGCCAGUGAUUCAACGGCCCAUUCAGAUGGACACUUUCCCUGUGUCCCAAUGUGCAUACUAUCCAGCCUGUCGGCCCUUAAUAGUGUUGAAAAAUUACUAAUAUCACAUAGAAUUUAGGAUGGAUAGUCUGCACAUUGGGAUGCGGUCUUGUUUCAUUUCUAAUUGAAUCAGCUGUUUUGAACGAUUUGUAUGAUUUGAACGAUUCAAUAAAUAAUUUAUCAAAACAUG